This is a messenger RNA of Heterostelium album PN500, 210 nucleotides long. RefSeq names its product culmination specific protein 45D (gene cspB). The transcript has 2 exons. NCBI's taxonomy places the organism in Eukaryota, Evosea, Eumycetozoa, Acytosteliales, Acytosteliaceae. The record is from RefSeq and is a predicted model, not a curated record. The coding region runs from base 1 to 210 and encodes 69 amino acids.
AUGGUUUUAAGUGAGAAAGUAGAUAAAAACGCAAGAUUAGAUCGUCACUCUGGAACUGGUUUGAGAGGAUUGCCAAAGAAAGAGGGAUAUGGUAAAUAUGGUUGGGGAAAGGAAGGAGAGAUCUACGACGAAGACUUUAAGGAUGAAGAAGAACUCAACCGUGAAGCUCAACCAAAGGUUGUUGUAGAGAAGGCCAAUAGUCCUAAAUAA